Messenger RNA from Pygocentrus nattereri (red-bellied piranha), 3301 nucleotides. It is a transcript of the gene asb16, whose product is annotated as ankyrin repeat and SOCS box containing 16. The record is from RefSeq and is a predicted model, not a curated record. The transcript has 9 exons. NCBI's taxonomy places the organism in Eukaryota, Metazoa, Chordata, Actinopteri, Characiformes, Serrasalmidae. Gene Ontology annotation, molecular function: protein binding. Gene Ontology annotation, cellular component: cytoplasm; nucleus. Gene Ontology annotation, biological process: intracellular signal transduction. Bases 1904 to 3301 code for a protein of 465 amino acids.
AGCCCGCGGACACAGAGCGAGCGACCCUCCUCCGCCAUCUUCUGGACAACCGGAGACCAAACCCUGCGAGAACAACACACAGUCCGCGACCCCGAACGCCACUGGGCCGCCCAGAAAACGCUGAGGAAAACGCCAGUUGACCUCCAGCUUUGCCAUCAGCAGACCAACAGUGGUCUACUAUUCUCUUGCUAUCAGGGAAUACAGCUGGGUCCUCAGCCCAGAUCUGGCCAACACACUGUAAAGGAUAAGCAAGAUGUUGGGCCACCUUGAUCUGCCAGAACAGCUUCAGUGUGCCUUGACAUAGAUUCUGUAAGUCUUUGGAAAUGUACUAGUCUGCCAUUCUUCCAAGUUAUUCCCUCUGUGGGCGUUUUGAUGGUGAUGGAGAGCACAGUACGCAAUCUCUGAAAGAUGUUCAGCUGGUGACUAUAAUCAGUGCCUGUGAGCUUUCAGAUGUACAUUCAUCUUUGUAAGGGUUCCUGCUCUUGGUAGUCAUGGAUGCUUAGGCUAGUCCUUCCUGACACACUCUGAUCAGGUCCUGUACUGGCAUUCUCAGUCACCUGAGGAACAGAUGCUCUUCGUUUUUCUUUUCAUAUCACACUAAUGCAUGAGCUUCAUUGUUUGUGUGGUUUCAUCCACAAUUUCCAGCCCUUUUAACUCAUAUCUUUUACAUUGACCUAAAUGCAGAUGUCACUUUAGUCACUGUUUCUAUUUCACUAGCCAGCUGGGCAGUCUUCAUGACUAAAGCUCCUGCCACCUGUGCCCCAAUAAUGAACCUCCUUUUGAGGUCACUUAGAUUAUUUCUUUUUAGUCUCAAAAUCAAGGCCACUUGGGCUAUUCAUAUGUGCCACAGAGUAGUGUAGGGUGUGGUACACCUGUAUGGAAGCAUAUGAACUCACAUAUUUACCACCUCACUUUUUUCAUUUAAUUUGUCACCCAGCUGUAUUUUGAUGUUACAGUAUUACUAACUAAGACUUACAAAGUUGGAGCUCAUCAGAACUCAAAUUCUUGAAAGUUUGAAGCUUUGAAGGUUCAUCAGAGAUUAAAAAUAAUAAUAAAAUUUCUUAAAGAGUUUGGAUUUGCAGCUUUAUAUUGAACCUCUCAGAAGCCAAAGUAAGACAAGUUAUCUAUAGACACUGCCCUGCUGGUAAUAGGGGCCUUUAUACCAUAAAAUUAAUAGAUGCUCUGAAAAGUAUUAGCCUACUUUAUCACUAACCUGGUUUUCCAGUGUGGGCUAAGAAUAAGAAUGAGAAAAUAAAACCACACAGUGACAAUAAAGGUUUAGAAAUGAAACAGUGUUGGAUGUUGUAACUGUUUCAUGCUCAUAUUAUAAGAAGAAAAACUGAAGCACAAACAGAAGAUUUAUUCUGGAGCAUCUUAACAUGCCAUUAUACCUGAAUCAGUUAUUCAGUAAAAACUGUAUUUGCCAGCACAACAAACUUUAUUACUGCUUAUUUGAUAUGAGUGCAACAGACAACCGUACAGUCUACAAGGUAGUUGUGGCCAAAAAUGUGGAGAAACUUGUGCCAGAGAGGAAAUAACGACUGUACUCUUUGGCUGUGGCUGUACGGCGACCUCUGCCGGGUCAUUUAGUGGUACUGCAGCGAUAGCAUAUCGGCUUGCAUUCUGGUCUAUUAAUAACAAGGGCUCUUAUGUGUGCCAGGUCAACAAUAUCUUGUGACUGGCUAACUUUGAAAGGACAUGUGGUUCUUUUCGUCAGCCUUAAUCUUAUCAGUACUAAGUGAUCUUAUCACUGUAAGUACUGAACAGCAGUGUAGGAGUUAAAAUGUAGACUACUUGCAGUGUUGGCUUAGUGAAAGAUUUCUGACGACCUUCCUUUCAGCCUUUGAGGACAAACACAAGGCAGCCUGAUAGUAUUCCUUAGAGCCUCCGAGCCCCUGCUACCAUGUCUCGGGACACGUUUACCUUCACCUCGGCUUCCCUGCGCUCCCUGCGGCUGGAGCGGGAGCUUCAGGAUUGGGAGGAUGCCCGCCGGGAGUUGUCCCACAGGAGGGCACUAAGCAGACGGCCGCUGCCACCUGCCCCGCGCCUCAGACAUGGCACAGAGAGGAUUCAGACUGUUCGAGCCCCUCCACCCCAGAUACACUGCAGAGACCCGGCUGUCCAUAACACCUUCAUGUGGGGAGACAUGAAGGGCGUGUACACUGUACUGAGAGAACCUGGCAUGGUGAACGCACUGAUGGAAAUUGUGCAUGAGGAGAUGGUGUGGACUCCAGAAAUGGGCAUGUGGACUAUGUGCUCUAAAGUGAAGCAGACGUCUGCACUGCGUCUGGCUGCAGGCAGGGGGCGCUAUGACUGUAUAGAGGAGUUGCUGUUCAGAGGAGCAGAGGUGGACGCUGACCCUGGGGGUCGCACUGCCCUCCAUGAUGCCUGUGCUGGAGGUUAUGACACCUGCGUGAAACUGUUGCUGGACCACAGAGCUGACCCCGACCUGAUCGCUGCCGAUGGCAAUGCACCACUGCACCUAUGUAACACUCCUGAUUCUUACUGCUGUGCGGAGCUGCUGGUCAGCGGUGGUGCUGAUGUGAACGUGACGCACAAGGACUCCUGUCUCACUCCGCUGCACGUGGCAUGUCGGAGAGGGCUGGAGGAGCACGUGGAGCUGUUUCUGUCUCACGGAGCUGAUGUGAGCGCCCAGAACCUCGAGGGCGAGACUCCUCUGAACGCCGCGUGCGCCGGAGCCGAGCGGCCCUCUGAGGCGGGCCGUUACCUGCGCGUGGUGCAGAUGCUGCUGAGCGCGGGUGCAGACGCGCGCACGGCGGGCAGGAAGCAGCACAGCGCUCUGCACAACGCAUGCGCAAACUGUAGCUACCGCAUCACUGACCUGCUGCUGCAGCAUGGAGCGCGUGCGCACGCAGCCAACUGCGCCGGAUACACACCCAUGGACUGCCUGCUACAGGUGGUUGAGGAUUAUCCAAACCAGCAUCCAGAGCUGAUAGCCUGCUCGCUGCUCAACUAUGGAGCCAAACCUCCUUCUCCCAGAGUGCUGAAGCUGUGCCUCCUAUCUCCUGCCACUCUGGAGGUGAUGCUGAACUGUUUCCAGGUGGUGCCAGCCAUUGAGGAGUGGCUGCAGAAUGUUCCAGAUGAACUUCUAAAGGAACAUAAGCCACUCUUUGACUCUGUUUGGAGGAUGAUUGGUCAGCCCCGCAAGCUCCAGCACCUCUGUAGAUGUUCACUGCGUCGCCACCUGGGAGCACGAUGUCAUUCUGGCGUUAAUAAGUUAGAUAUUCCCUGCGCACUGAGAGAGUACCUGCUGCUGCGCAUCGACGGAGAGAUCCACUGA